UUGUCCAGUUGAGUCAAUGAAGAUGUGCAUAGUAGAAUAAUGGAAGCCCCUGAAUACCUUGAUUUGGAUGAAAUAGAUUUUAGUGAUGACAUAUCUUAUUCUGUAACUUCUCUCAAGACUAUCCCAGAGUUACGUAGGAAGUGUGAUUCACAAAAUGAAGACAGAACAGUUUCCACUACUAACUGGAGCUCCGGAGUUUCAACGCUCCUUGGAAGUACACAAAAACCAACAGGCAUUGCAGACAUGUACAGUAAGUUCAGACCAGUGAAGAGGGUUUCCCCACUUAAGCACCAACCAGAGAACUCUGAAAAUAAUGAAAGCGAUGACCAAAAAAACCAAAAGAUGGAAUACCAGAAGGGCAGUGACUGUCAGCCUGCUGCUCAGAUUGGUGAUCAGAAUCCAGGCAGUGGAGAGACCCUUAAAACUAAAUGUGUGGAACCUGGAGUUUUGCUUGGUGAGCUGGAGCAUUACGAUCUGGACAUGGAUGAAAUUUUGGAUGUGCCUUAUAUUAAAUCAAGCCAGCAGCUGGCUGCUUUCAGUAAGGCAGCUCCAGAGAAAAGGAUUUUGAGUGUAUAUUCGACACUGAAUGGUCUGAGUGGCAAGCCGUGCCCUGUGGGAAGCAUCGAGAAGUCACCAGCAGGAACGACACAGUUGUGUGUUCUGUCUCCUGUGAAAAGCUCCCAGCUGAGGAAAGCGCAGCCCAUCCUUCCUGAGCAGCAUAAACACUUGACAGAAGAUUUAGAGUUCCCCCAGCCGCUAGUUAAAUGUGGCUCAGCUUCCGAAUCUGAAACCCAGACCAAGGGCUUCCUCAACAGGACGUUUCCUGAUAAAACUGAGAAGACUAUUCCUAAUUGUCAGUUAAGGGCUUUCCACCUGCAGGCAACAGUGCCGGAAAACAAACAUGAUGAACCAAACAGCAAUACGAACUGGAGCAACUCAGGAAGUUCAGAAGAGAAGGCUGAAGAUAUGAAAAAAAUCAAGAGCAUCUUAAAUAUUGUGAAAGAAGGGCAGAUAUCACUAUUGCCCCACCUUGCAGCAGACAACCUGGACAAAAUUCAUGAUGAAAACGGCAACAAUCUUUUGCACGUCGCAGCAUCACAAGGACAUGCAGAAUGCUUACAGCAUCUCACUUCUCUGAUGGGUGAAGACUGCUUGAAUGAGCGAAACUGUGAACAACUAACUCCAGCUGGGUUAGCAAUAAAGAACGGCCAGCUGGAGUGUGUGCGGUGGAUGGUGAGUGAAACAGAAGCCAUUGCAGAACUUAGUUGUUCAAAAGAUCACCCGAGCCUUAUUCACUAUGCAGGAUGCUAUGGGCAGGAGAAAAUCCUUCUGUGGCUUCUUCAAUUUAUGCAAGAACAAGGGAUUUCUUUGGAUGAAGUUGAUCAGGAGGGUAACAGUGCAGUACAUGUAGCUGCCCAGCAGGGGUACCUGGGAUGCAUACAGACUCUGGUUGAAUACGGAGCGAACGUCACUAUGCAAAAUCAUGCUGGAGAGAAGCCAUCCCAAAGUGCUGAGCGGCAGGGACACACCAUGUGCUCACGUUACUUGGUGGUAGUAGAGACAUGCAUGUCGUUGGCAUCCCAGGUUGUGAAGUUAACCAAGCAACUGAAAGAGCAGAGGGUCGAGCGUGUGACAUUACAGAACCAACUCCAACAGCUUCUGGAAACUCAGAGAUCAGAGGGCCAAUCACUGCCAACAUCCCCAAGUUCGCCAUCCUCACCCAGUUCUAUCAAACCUCAGUGGAAACCAUCUGAUACAGAUAACUUGCCUCUCCAGAAAAGCAAAUUAAAUACCCAUGAUGGGAUUCAGAUUCUUGGCAGUGGGGGAACUCCCCACCACAAUCGGCCCAAGAUGAAAGAUGAGGAUUCAGAUAAAAUCCUACGCCAGCUGCUGGGAAAAGAAAUAUCUGAGAAUGUCUGCAUGCAGGAAAAGCUGUCACUUGAAUUUCAGGAUGUGCAUGCUUCUAAAAAUACAAAGAAGAUUUCUUUGGAGAAAAAAGAGAUGAAACUAGCAAGACUGAAGCAUCUGAUGCAACGAUCCCUCAGUGAAUCUGAUACAGAUUCGAAUAAUUCUGAAGAUCAGAAGAACACACCUGUGAAAAGAACUGAUAAACCCAGGCCAUACCCUAUUGUGGAAAACAUUGAAAGCACCGAGAACUUGCACCUAAUGAUUAAGAAACACACUUUGGCAACAGGACGCCGGUUUCCUUUUGGGAUUGGAGCCUCAAAAUCCAUGGAUGGCCACAGCCCUUCUCCCACUUCAGAAAGCAGUGAUCCUGAUAAUGAAGCCCACUAUCAGUCGGGGACUGUAUCUCAGAGCCACGUCUUGGGAGACGCCUGCCAGUCUAGCUCUGAUGCCGCUACUGCUCACAAAGUGACCACAAGUCCCAAAAGUGCUCUCAAAUCUCCAUCUUCAAAGCGCAGAACUGCCCAGAAUUUAAAACUCAGAGUGACUUUUGAGGAGCCCGUGGUUCAGGUGGAACAAACUGAGGUUGUUUUAAAUGGAGAAAGGGACAAAGCGCAGUGUAAGGCUGGUCAACGGCCUCCGCCCGUCUCUGAAACUGGGGACCAGCAGAAACGGCCCUUUGGAACAUUUCGAUCCAUAAUGGAGACCCUGAGUGGCAAUCAAAACAAUAAUAAUAACUAUCAGACUUCAAGCCCAAUCAAGACCUCAUCACCCUUUACCUCAUUAGGAAGGAAAGCCACAGAUAGCAAGGGAAAUUCAGCAACAUCUGCAAAAGGAAAAACUAAGCCAGCAUAACAACAUCAACAGGAAACUCCAGCAAUCAUGCACCAAAAAGUGUGUUGAAGAAUCAGAGCAGCAAGAACUCUUUCUUUGACUCACAUCUCAUGGGGUUGAGUCUUCUUCCAAACAUGGCC
Euleptes europaea (tarantolino) is the source of this 2879-nucleotide messenger RNA. RefSeq names its product synuclein alpha interacting protein (gene SNCAIP). The record is from RefSeq and is a predicted model, not a curated record. Gene Ontology annotation, molecular function: ubiquitin protein ligase binding. Bases 40 to 2760 code for a protein of 906 amino acids. NCBI's taxonomy places the organism in Eukaryota, Metazoa, Chordata, Lepidosauria, Squamata, Sphaerodactylidae. The transcript is spliced from 10 exons.